Cylas formicarius (sweet potato weevil) is the source of this 3709-nucleotide messenger RNA. It is a transcript of the gene Rab3GAP1, whose product is annotated as rab3 GTPase-activating protein catalytic subunit. The transcript is spliced from 8 exons. The coding region runs from base 973 to 3633 and encodes 886 amino acids. Gene Ontology annotation, molecular function: GTPase activator activity. The record is from RefSeq and is a predicted model, not a curated record. NCBI's taxonomy places the organism in Eukaryota, Metazoa, Arthropoda, Insecta, Coleoptera, Brentidae. Gene Ontology annotation, biological process: positive regulation of GTPase activity.
UAUUUAUUAGGGUAACAUGGAUUGUUGCCAUCGAUGUAAAGUUCUAAAACGCCAAGUGCGAGUAUAGUGGUUACGCUAUGUCCUAUAUCGCUAGCCAAUUCCUUUUCAAUGGAUGGCUUCAAUACAGGCGCUUUAAAACCAGUACACGUAAGUAACACAUACAGGUAUACAAUUUUGUAUAAUAAAAUAUAAAACAUAUAAUAACAACGUCUGGAAGACAAAAAUUAUUUUAUACAAAGCUACCUAUAUAUCUCAUACACUUCAUAACAACGAAAAACAUUUAGAACUAUAACAAAUUCUAAUACUGCUACUGUUGGACAGCUUACAAUAUAUUUAAAAACACGUACUUAUAUGUAUUUGUAUAACGGUAUCUUUAUUAAAAAUAUACUGAACAUUCAACUAUCCGAGAGGCUAAUAAGAUUCUAAGUUUUUUUUGGUGUAGUAGGCCUUUUCGACCUAUAUAUUGAUAGCUAGCAUAGUGUAGGACUUUUCCAAACCUAUUUAAUACAGACGCAGAUGAAUUCGAGCUCCUAACCUCUCCAUAGAUAUAGUUUAUUACGUAUGCGAAUCCUUUCAACAUAUUUUUGAUUGUUAAUCGAUAUCAUAGUAUGAUUUAUCUUCGCGAAACGUUCAUUUGGCACAACUGUUUAGCAGUUAUGAGCAAAAAAUCGUGUGCGUAUGUGGGACAACGCUGCGGGACUGUCAAAUCGCGUUGUACUCCCUCAUGAACCCUGUAAUAAUUGUGUGCAAUAAAAAAAAACUCCCUCGCAGCGCCACCUAGACAUCUGCAACUAAUCCGUUCGCGUGUCGGUAUUCUGUGGCGUUGACGUUUACAUCUUCAUUUACGAUAUCGUUAGUUAUGCACGUUCGCGGUGAUUUAUACUUCUGCCAAGGGUAAUUUCUGCUUUUGCUUUUCUCUGGUGGUUCAAACAAGUCGGCGUAUAAAAAUAAAUCAAAUUUGGCGAAGUAAACAUGAACGAAGAAAUAGACGAGUCGGAAUUUUAUCACCAGGACUUCACUACUGCUUCCGAUUGGGAAAUAUUUAUAGCUCGUAUCGAAGAGAUCGUGAACCAGUGGAAAAACGAGGGUUACGCUUCAGGCACGAUCGACCGAGGGCCGUGGCUCGUGAAAAACGAAAAACUCGCCUUCAUCGACACGAAUUUCGACAUUUUCGCGUAUCGAAAAGUCGAUCGGCCCGACAUCAAGAAAGAUUUGGACAGUCCGCGACACGUUAUCGAUAGCUGGCACGAUUUCAGCUUAGAGGACGAGACGACUAGAACGCGAGACCUGUGUCUGUCGCAUCGUUACGGGCUGGACGAAUUCAUCGUGCUUCGAACGUCUGACAAUGUCGAUAUAACGAGCGAGAGUAAAAUCAAAAUUUUACUGAGUUCCCUGUACAUAGCCUCCGGAAACACCCGUUGCAACAUACCGAUGUUUGUCCAGAUCAGGGAGGCUUGGCAACAUUUAUAUUUGGGCGUUUACGAACUGGACAAUAUCCGUACCGAUUUCGAGAUGGUCCAUUUGAAACGCGGCCCCCAAAACUGCUAUUACUUGGCGGGGCUUUUGGAACUGUUCAAGAGCAAAGUGAGGUCGCCGUGUACUCUUGAAAACGUCGUCGUUUCCGCCCAGUCGACGUACGAUUUGGUAGAUUUCGGCGCUGCGCUUUGGAAACAAGAAACCGGUCUGGAUAACAUGGACGUGGAGGACUUUUACGUCCUCCCUUUCGGUGUGGCGAUCGAACCGAUAACCGGUAUAGUUUUCAAAGCGACGUGGCGCCACCUAUCCGAAUAUUCCGUGGUGGACACCGAGAGCUAUACGGAUUUCAACCCCGUCAACGCUCCCGAUUGGUCCUGCUCUGCCAAAUUCACGAAAGAUCCGUUGUGCUUGCUCGGCGACAAUUUGAACGAGCUGCUCCACAUUGUAAACAGCAAGACGAGCAUUUACGACUUGCUCGGCGAUUUUAUCGCGAUGCCGGUGACGGCGGCCCACAAUCCUCUGGAUCGUCUUACCCAGCCGGUCAUUCCUAGCGUCGCGACGUUUUUAAGCCGCGCGGCGCGUAAUUCGGUGAGCGAGACGCGAAAAAGCGCCGCCCCCAUCCCCAAGGCCGUAUUGGAGCCCCUGUUGUAUUUCCUUUUCCCGGACGCCGACGAACGAUCAGAUUAUCCCUACGGAUCCGCCAAAGAGGAGGAGCCUUUGGCGGAAAAUGAGAUUCGCAACAACGUGGCGGAAAAAUUCAAGGGAUACAAAACUUGCGCCGAAGACUCACUGGUCUGGAGACUGGCGACGGUGUUGUCGCAUUGCCUUCAGAGCCUCGGCGGAGUUAAGGCGUUCUGCUAUCUGUGGUACGAGUUCGUGCAGGAAAUGCGCUACCGUUGGGACAAAAGCUUGUCGAUUCCCGGAUUAUCGUCCGGCGUGCCUGAUCUGAGGACCUGCUUGCUGAACCAGAAACUGCAGAUGUUAAACUGUUGUCUCGAACGCAAGAUGGCGCGGGAGGUUCUGUCGUACGCGUCCGCGGAAAACUCCGGCGACUCAGAAGACGAAUUUUUCGAUUGCUUCGACCGAGUGGACGAGGCAAAGAAGCGCGAGAAGAAAUACGCCCCGUGGAAUCAGCCUGUCGGCAGGCUAACCAAGUUCGGGGACUUGAAACUGAUCAAGACCGGGGAUCGGCUCUAUAUCCCGGUCACGCAGGACCCCGUUCUGAAGACCGAAGAUCAAAUGGAGGAAGAUACGGACAUAUUGCUCCAGCUCGGGUCGGACCAAGAGGCGUCCGAGUUAAGGGCGAAAAUCCUGAGCGCCAGCCUGUUGUCCGACAUGGAGUCGUUCAAAGCGGCGAACCCGGGCGCCAUCUUGGAGGACUUUAUCCGUUGGUACUCGCCGCGAGACUGGAUCGAGGUGGACGAGCAGGACGAGUUCGGUCAGAAAAAGGGUCACCUGAGUAAACGGAUGAUGCUCGAGGACAACAUAUGGGUCGAGAUGUGGAACAACGCGAGACCGGUACCGGCUAACAGACAAAAGAGACUGUUCGACGACACGAAAGAGGCGGAAAAGGUGUUGCAGUAUCUGGAUUUCAGAAACGUCGGCCAGCUGGUGGAGUUGUUGGUGCCCGUUAUAACUCACGCCGCGGUACGCAGGGUAAUCACGGAAGCGCAGAACCUGGGCGUCGCCCAAACGGUGGUGGACGGUCGGUGCGACCAACUGCUCAAACUCGGCGAGAGGAUAACGAGGGACCACAAGUUCCAGGUCAAGAAAUUCGAAGGAUUUAUCCAGGAGGUGACGUCGCUCGAACUGACGAUCUCUCAGAUUAAUUCAUUGCAGCAGAAGCUGAACAGCGAAGUGAAUAAGGACGAGGCUGUUAGCGAAGCCGUCGGCAAUCUGGCAAUGGGGAGAGAGGUAGAGAUAAAAAACAAAGAGAGCUCGUUGAUGGGGUCGAGGUUGGUGUCGAUGUUUAGGAACGCCAAAAAAGAGACUCAGGCGAUUUUCCCCUCGCCGACGGCCAGGGAGUUCGUCCUGAGGACGAGCUGCGUCAGGCCCAGCGUCUACUCGGCGAAAUGUCCCCAGAUGUUGCGCGCGUUUUUGGGCAAAAACGAGUUCAGGCUGACGGGAGCCUUUUCCGGGGACACCGCGUUCUUUUAAGGAGGAGGGCAAAAAGUUGUUAAGUUUAUUUUAUAAAUUUUAUAUUAUACGUAAACAUUUGUAUUUUUCGUUGUUU